Molecule: messenger RNA, 1147 nt
Organism: Benincasa hispida (wax gourd)
Lineage: Eukaryota; Viridiplantae; Streptophyta; Magnoliopsida; Cucurbitales; Cucurbitaceae
Gene: DER2.2
Product: DERLIN-2.2
Source: RefSeq, a predicted model, not a curated record
AAUAGCUGGUUUGUUUUCUUUCGCCGUCUUUCUCCUCCAAACCUUUUCCUUUCCGAUUCUGCAGAUCUCUUUCUCUGUGGGAUUGUGCCGGAGAAUCUCGUCGCUCCGAGCUCCGGUUCCUCUUUCAAGCUUACAAACAUUGCCCCCGUCUUCGUCUUCGAUCUUCAUCUGAAGUUUUUCUUUAUCGGCAAUCAUUUUUUCCGAGAUUCGAUGGCUCAAGCCGUUGAAGAAUGGUACAAGCAAAUGCCUAUUAUCACCCGCUCCUAUCUCACUGCCGCUAUCGCUACCACAAUUGGUUGUUCCCUUGAUAUUAUCUCUCCGCAUCAUCUUUACUUGAACCCUAUCCUGGUGGCCAAGAAGUAUCAGUUCUGGCGUCUCAUUACCAACUUCCUCUUCUUCCGUAAAAUGGAUUUGGAUUUUUUGUUUCACAUGUUUUUUCUUGCCCGAUACUGCAAACUUCUGGAAGAAAACUCUUUUAGGGGAAGAACAGCUGAUUUCUUUUAUAUGCUCUUAUUUGGGGCCACGGUGCUGACUGGAAUUGUUUUGGUUGGGGGAAUGAUACCAUACUUGUCCGAGUCAAUUGCCGAAGUUAUAUUCCUUAGCAACUCACUGACAUUCAUGAUGGUUUAUGUGUGGAGCAAGCAAAACCCAUUCAUCCAUAUGAGCUUCUUAGGCCUCUUUACUUUCACGGCAGCUUACCUGCCAUGGGUUCUAUUAGGAUUCUCUGUACUUGUCGGGGCCAGUGCUUGGGUGGAUCUACUGGGUAUGGUUGCUGGUCAUGCUUAUUAUUUUCUCGAAGAUGUGUACCCACGAAUGACAGGGCGUCGACCGUUGAAGACCCCGUCCUUUAUCAAGGCAUUAUUUGCUGAUGAAGCAGUUGUAGUGGCACGACCCGUGGAUUUGAGAUUUGCAGCCCCUGCUGCUGAGGAUAUUCAUCAAGAUUAGUUUAUUAGACAUUUGAGCAAUGAACUGGAGGUUUCCAUCUUUUGGGCAUUCAUCCACCCUUGAAAGGAGCAACCUCUGCUGAUAACGAAUUGUAAUUUUCAUCUGUAACAUAGAAUACACCAAAUUUGACUUUGUUUUCUUUUUCUUGGUAUUGCCUUUGUGCGAGCGAUAGUGAAUCAAUCUCAAAUUUAUUCGCACAGAA